Messenger RNA from Lynx canadensis (Canada lynx), 2708 nucleotides. RefSeq names its product WD repeat domain 18 (gene WDR18). Gene Ontology annotation, biological process: rRNA processing; DNA-templated DNA replication. NCBI's taxonomy places the organism in Eukaryota, Metazoa, Chordata, Mammalia, Carnivora, Felidae. Gene Ontology annotation, molecular function: protein binding. Bases 799 to 2157 code for a protein of 452 amino acids. Gene Ontology annotation, cellular component: nuclear pre-replicative complex. The record is from RefSeq and is a predicted model, not a curated record. The transcript has 11 exons.
UAUGAAGCGGGGUUGGGGGCGCACGGUCUCCACCCUGCUCUAGGACACCUGCUCCCAUAACGCCCUCGGCAGCUUGGGGCGGGCGCUUCCGGCACUGUUGCAGACCCCGGGCAUCCGGCACCCUCCAGUGUCGCUGGGAAUAGACGCCAAGGCCUCACCGGCUAAGUGGAUUGACUUCACAGGUUUCCACCUAAUUCCACGUUUUUGAAAGGCGCUGUUUGGAGACCUGGCCUGGGGCCGGCAGCUGUAGUGGAGGGUAGGCGCCCCUCAGACUGACAUCGCGACUUGUUUGGCCUGCACCACGUUCCUGAAAUGUACAGGUGCACUUCGUGGCCCCAGAGAAGAGGGGUCUGGGGGCGGCGGACGGUGGACCCGGGGGCGUUCAGCUAGACAGGUUAGGUACGCAGUGCGCGUUUUUCGUGCAAAUGAUUAUCGAGGCCUGCGAGCUCGGGACUUUACUAUUCGCACAUUAAAAAAAAGAAAAGGAAUCGAGAGACCGUGCCACUUGGUCAAAGGCGCCCAGCGGAAACGGCCAGGCGACCUCCGGGCUCUGAAGUUCUCUGCAGGAGACCCUGAGCCCCGACUUCCCCACCUAUCUGGGGGCGAGGUCUCCUUCCACGGUCACCAACCCCACGGCAGCGCCCCCACCGCCGCGGGGCGGGGAUCUAGCCCCCUCUCGAGCACGUGGUCACGCGCCAGCCCGGGCGAGGAGACGUGGGCGCCGCUCUAGCCGCCGCGGCGCAGGUGCCGGAGUCUCGCUGGCGUGACGUACUUCCGGGGCGGUGGGGGGGAGGCAAGAUGGCGGCUCCCAUGGAAGUGGCCGUGUGUACGGACUCGGCGGCCCAGCUGUGGAGCUGCAUCGUGUGGGAGCUGCAUUCGGGCGCCAAUUUGCUCACGUACCGCGGCGGCCAGGCCGGACCCCGCGGCCUGGCGCUGCUCAAUGGCGAGUACCUGCUGGCGGCGCAGCUGGGCAAGAACUACAUCAGCGCCUGGGAGCUGCAGCGGAAGGACCAGCUCCAGCAGAAGAUCAUGUGUCCUGGACCUGUCACCUGUCUGACCACGUCGCCCAAUGGCCUGUAUGUCCUGGCGGGGAUUGCAGAGAGCAUAUACCUGUGGGAGGUCUCCACGGGGAACCUUCUGGUCAUCCUGAGCCGCCACUAUCAGGAUGUGUCAUGCUUGCGGUUCACUGGGGACAGCAGCCACUUCCUCUCGGGGGGCAAAGACUGCCUGGUGCUGGUGUGGAGCCUGUGCAGCGUGCUGCAGGUGGACCCCUCCAGGACCCCAGCCCCCCGGCAUGUCUGGUCUCGUCACACCCUCCCCAUCACAGACCUGCACUGUGGCUUUGGGGGGCCCCUGGCCCGGGUGGCCACCUCUUCGCUGGACCAGACGGUGAAGCUGUGGGAGGUCUCGUCGGGCGAGCUCCUGCUCUCUGUGCUGUUCGACGUGGCCAUCGUGGCCGUGACCAUGGACCUGGCCGAGCACCACCUGUUCUGUGGCGGCAGCGACGGUUCCAUCUUCCAGGUCGACCUUUGCACCUGGCCUGGGCAGAGAGAGAAGACCUUCCGGCCGGAGCAGGACAGCGGGAAGGCGUUCAGAGGGCACAGGAACCAGGUGACCUGCCUGUCCGUGUCUACCGAUGGCAGCGUGCUGCUCUCCGGCUCGCACGAUGAGACCGUGCGCCUGUGGGACGUCCAGAGCAAGCAGUGCAUCAGGACGGUGACCCUCAAAGGCCCUGUGACCAACGCCUCCAUCAUGCUGGCGCCGCUCAGCAUGCUGAGCUCGGACUUCAGGCCGGGCCUGCCCCUGCCCCACUUCAACAAGCACCUGCUGGGCGCCGAGCACGGGGAUGAGCCCCACCGAGGGGGCUUCACGCUGCGCCUGGGCCUCCACCAGCAGGGCUCGGAGCCCAGCCACCUGGAGCGCGCAGAGCAGCUGCACGCGGUGAUGAGCGGCACGAUGGAGAAGAGCGUCCUGGGCGGCCAGGACCAACUGCGGAUCCGCGUGGCCGAGCUGGAGGACGAGGUGCGGAACCUGCGGAAGGUCAACCGCGACCUGUUCGACUUCUCCACGCGCAUCAUCACGCGGCCGGCCAAGAGAUGCACGUCGGGGCGCAAAGAGGUACCUGCGCACCCACGUUCACAGCAGCACGGUCCUUAGUCACCGGACACCCCCGGGCCCGUCCGCGCACGGAGGGUAGGCACUCCGUGGUCCGUCCACACGCCCGAAUGUGAUCCAGCCUUAGAAAGUGCCACCUGCCACCACAUGGAUGGACCCCGAGGACACUGCGCGGUGACGGAAGCCAGACCCAGAAGGACACGUCCUGCGUGACCCCACGCACAGGGGGUCCCCUGAGGAGUCGCGUCCACAGAGCCAGCGAGCAGACUGGGGGAGCCAGGGGUGGGCAGGGGGCGGGGAGUCUGUGCUGCUUGGGGACAGAGUCUCAGUCUGGGGAGAUGGAAAGUUCUGGAGAUGGAUGGUGGGGGCGGCCGCACGACCGUGUGAGUGCGCCUGAUGUCACUGAGCUGUGCACUUGGAAGUGGUCGCGAUGAGGGGCGCCUGGGUGGCUCAGUCGGUUAAACGUCGACUUGAUUUUUGGCUUAGGUGGUGAUCUCGUGGUUCCCGGGGUCCAGCCCUGCGUCGGGCUCCAUGGAGCCUGCUUGAGGUUCUCACUUCUUCUCUCUGCCCUUCCCAGUUUGUCUUCUGUCUCU